This is a messenger RNA of Cotesia glomerata, 2379 nucleotides long. RefSeq lists its product as uncharacterized. The record is from RefSeq and is a predicted model, not a curated record. Lineage: Eukaryota; Metazoa; Arthropoda; Insecta; Hymenoptera; Braconidae. Bases 127 to 2250 code for a protein of 707 amino acids. The transcript has 6 exons.
CCGGUAUUUACGGCAUUUUCUUAACUCCGUAUGUCGACCAUGUGAUUAUCUCAAGUGUUUACAAUCCCAAAAAAUAUUGUUAUUAUUAAUAAAAAAAAAAGUGUUAUAAAAAAAAUCAAGUUAAAUAUGUUCUCAAGAAGAUUGAGAAUUUUAUUGAGCGUACAGGAGCAAUUAUCACGACUAAGAUUCCAAUCAGGAGUAAUAACUCGUCAAGUUAACCUCAAAACAGUCUGCAAUGAUCAACAGAAAACAAUCACUAAUUCAAAACAAAUUCAUACUCUUUCACCCGCACUGUAUCAGUCUGCAAAACCUUUAAAUUCGCAAUCACAAAACAGCCAGUUAAAAUAUGACAAUGAAGAAAAUGACUCUGAAAGUGAAAGUGAAGUUGAAGAUGCUGAAAGCUCAGAAAAAGCUUACUCUGUUAGACUAACUGAAAAUUUAUACGCAUAUACAAUUUUAAAAAAUAGUAGCAGAGUAAAUACACUAGUUCCUCAAUUAAUUCCCGAAGAAGACAUACCCGAGGACGUGGUGGCGAGGAUACUUGAAAAAAACCACGAGGAUUACAGUCCUGAAGAAGUUCUGGAAGACUUUCGUCUUCUGAGCUUCCACCGUGGCCGCCAAAAAACAGGACUGCUGACUGUUGAAAAGCAUAAGAAUAUUUUGCAAACUCUGAAAAAAUAUCUCAAUGAUUUCAGCGAUGAGGAGCUGUGGAGUCUGUUCCAGUACAUUGAAUUGUGGUACCCUAUGCAGUUAACGACCAAGCAACCGUUGUUAAUAGAACUGGAAAAAGCUAUGGAUCAGGAGUGCCUUUUGCGUAUGAAUCUUUGGAGUGUCGAUGAGUGGCUGAAAACAUGUGAUCUCUGGUAUCACUUACGUCAAUCACGGGAGUCUAACUUUGUAUUAAGAUGUAUGAAAAAAUUAGGACGCAAACCUAAUAAACUAACAGCUGGAAAUUACUUACAUUAUAUGUUUUUAUUUAAUAUUUCGAGGAAGCCAGAUUUGAAUAUGUAUGAAUUAGAGUAUCGCCUUGAAAAAUGUGUAAAUCAAUUUACCGGCAAUGAGCUGGGUAUUAUUUCAAUGGGAUUUUUUAAAACAAGUACUCCUAUUAGAAAUCCACAGUUGUUAGAAAAAAUAAUUGAUAAUUGCAUCAGAGAUAUUAAUGAAAUAGAAGAGAUUUCAUUUACUGCUAUCAUGAAAAUAACCAGGUACAGCUUGGGCUUGAAUAACUUGGGAAAGUUUAGAAAAUUGUUGUAUGCUGUAAAACCGAGGAUUCCAACAGUUUCUACAGCUACUCUUGUCCAUACUGCUCAUGCAGCAGCUACUGUUUUAGCCUAUGAAAAUGAAGUCAUAGAUGAAGUUCUGGAGAAGUUCCUGCCAUGUAUACCUACGGCAAGACUCAAAGACUUGGAGAGGAUGUUGUUUUCUUUGGCAAUUUUUAAGUACCCGAAAGAAUCGCUGCAAUAUAAAUUAAUAAUUGAAGAGUUAAGAAAUCCAAGACGAACAUCUGAGUUAAAAAAGUUUCCAAAAUGUUUAACCACCUCGCUGAUGCAUCUUUCUUACGCUGAAAUCUACCCUCUUGACUUGAUCGCAAAAGUACUGAGUCCUGAAUUUUUAAAAGAAGCGUUUAAUAAUAAUGCGUUUAGAAUCGGCCGUGAAUGCAUGGUAGUCGACAUGGGGCUUAAAGUCGAAGUACCGGAGUACACAGGUCCCUUUUUACCAGAAAGAGUUAUAAAUUAUUUGAGCAAGCGAUACAGUUCAUCGGAAAUAGACGUGGGUGAUCCAACAGGAAGAAUUCCGUCUUUUCAAAGAUUUACUUUAGAGUUUGUCCAGCUCCUGAAAGAAGUUGUAGAUUCAAAAGAGAUCAUCGUUUUACAACUCCUACCACAUUUACAAAGAUCCGAAGUUUUAAUGUGCAUCGAUAAAGAAAAUAAAAUUGUACCAGCAGCUCCUCAUUUUCAAAAAAUCGAUUUUAGUUCAAUAAAAUACGCUCCUAAAGAACCAGCCGACUGCAGAUGGCUGGCUUUUAUUCUUGCGUCACACAAUCAUCUCUUCCGGGGCACUGCCGAGCCCUGUGGUUCUUUAGAAGCUAAGAUAAGGCAACUCAAAAAAAUUGGCUACUAUCCAAUUGUGGUACCUCAUGCCUCAUGGUACCAGUCAGUGAAAACUUUAAAAGAAAAGAAGCAGUAUCUUAAAGAGCUUUUAUUACAACAUGAUGUCAAUGUACAAUCAAAAAUUCAAACGUCAAAAUAACAUGUAUAUAAAUACAUUAUCUCUAGACCUUAAUCCUUGACACUAUGAUAGAUAAUAGUCACAUUUUUAUAAUAAUUAUUACAAUAACACACUCAUAAUAAUCAUGAUUAAAAAAAUUUAUUAAUACGA